This is a messenger RNA of Lepisosteus oculatus (spotted gar), 4173 nucleotides long. RefSeq names its product synapse differentiation-inducing gene protein 1. Gene Ontology annotation, biological process: positive regulation of synapse assembly; synaptic vesicle clustering. Gene Ontology annotation, molecular function: cysteine-type endopeptidase inhibitor activity. Lineage: Eukaryota; Metazoa; Chordata; Actinopteri; Semionotiformes; Lepisosteidae. The record is from RefSeq and is a predicted model, not a curated record. Gene Ontology annotation, cellular component: synaptic vesicle membrane; postsynaptic density membrane; intracellular membrane-bounded organelle.
UUCGGUGAACCACUAUGUAGAGGACCACACAAUACGACUACAUUGCUGUAUCCUUACCUCAGCUCUCCACGGUCACUCCAUCUCUUUUAUAAAGGCGAGUUGAACACCGAAUUCGAAACAAUCGAUCGUAGCGGAAGAGAGAGAAGGAUAACCAUCUUAAUUUUGCCAAGAUUAAACUAUUUGAAGAAGUUCUCUAAUUCUGUUUACAAUUUCGAAUUUGAGCAUAUUUCGUUGAUUUCAUCCCGGACGUGCUCAGAAAGCACAUCUGCAAGGCAAUGUAGUGGAUGUUUGGGACUUUGCCGUAACUCCUAGAGGCGACUCACGGUGUGCAGCUUGGAAUGUGGAAAUUGCAGAACAGGCUGCGGCUCCAGAGAGCGUUUCUCCCAUGUUUGGCACCGGGAAUCCUGAACGCAUAAAGCUCUUUCACCUUGGAAGGAAAGCACAAUCUUCCAGGCAGAUGUGUUCCAGAAGAGAUUUAUGAAAAGCACCCCAGGGGAAACAAUAAUGGAGGGACAGGUAGAAGAAAAGAAUGUUGCCUUUCACAAAAAUGGCACAGAAUCUACCAAGAAGAAUGGCCUCAUUAACACUCGAAACCUCAUGGUGGAGACUAAGGAUGGGCUGGUGUCUGUGUACUCAGCACCGCAGUACCAAGGACAUGUGGUUGUCAACCUGCCACCACAGAACUCUGUGGAGAGCAACAAGAGCAGCCCCACUCCACAGCUCCUGAAUCCCAGCACUCUCCCCCAGUCUGUGGAUUCACAUUAUCGACCCAACAUCAUUCUGUACUCUGAGAACAUGCUGAAAUCCUGGAGUGAGAGCAUGGGCACAGAGUGCUGUGAAACCACCUUCAUCGAAGACCUGUCUCCCACCACAGACGGCCUAGUUUUCACAGAGGGCAAGUUUUUGGACCUCUCUGCCGAAGAUGCUAAAAUACAAACGCUGUCUUACGAUAUCGACGACGACGACGAGUUUCAGGAGCUGGAGAGUGAUUAUUCUAGUGACACAGAAAGCGAGGACAAUUUUCUCAUGAUGCCUCCAAGGGAUCAUCUGGGCCUGAGCGUCUUCUCCAUGCUUUGCUGUUUCUGGCCCCUUGGAAUAGCAGCAUUUUAUUUAUCGCAUGAGACGAACAAGGCAGUGGCCAAAGGAGACUUUCACCAGGCAAGCUCCAGCUCCAGACGAGCCCUGUUCUUGGCUGUGCUGUCCAUCACCAUCGGAACUGGCAUUUAUGUUGGAGUGGCCGUGGCCCUCAUAGCUUACCUUUCAAAGAACAAUCACUUAUAGCUCCCUGUGUCUGGCAAGGAGCUGCGACAACUACAGGGAUGCACAGGGCAGGACCUGGGAGCACCUGGAAUAAUAUAACCCAGCAUAUCUCAUUUCAGGCAACCCGCUAGAAGUCAAAGCAAAUGUGGGCCUGACAAAUAGGCCUCAGAGGUUAGAAAAGAACAAGAGAAAGUUCUUCACUGUGGUUUUGUCUUUAUUUUAAUGACUAAGGACCUCCCAGUCCUCGAGUAGUGGGUUCCUGAAGAUCUUAGAGGUACCUCUCAUUUCAAGUGUGAUUGGGACCUGGAAAUCACACAUUUAUGAUUUUGAACUAGCUCAAAUAAGCCGUUAAGGCCUGAGAUGGAACACAUCCUGGAAAAAAAAUUUGUUGCUCCAGGACAGAAGCCCACUACCCCUGCUAUAGGCAAAGGAAGUUGGUGUCUGUUUCUGCUACUGAAUUUUUAUGGGAGAUGAAUUCAAUUUAUCAAGGCCGCAGAGACCUAAUAUGGAUGGGCCGUUAAGAAAUCAAAAAUUAAAAGCAUGCAGAGGUUACCUGUUUACUUUAUAUUAAAAGCUCUUCAAAUGUACAUCUGGUAGACCUCAAAUCAAUUUCUUAUACAGAAUACUCAAAGGAAUGGUUUUGCACCUGAGGCAAAAUCAAUGGUUCAGAACUCUGUCAACGCCUUUUUAAUUUCUAGAAUCUAGACAUUAUUUCUCUCUGUUCCUUGAAAGCUGCCGCAUCUACAGUAACUGUAUCCUUGAAGCUUUUCACAUCAUCUUGGCCAAGGACCAGGAGUGUAAACAGGUGGUGAAACAGAGGGGCAAAACAAAUUUUAUGGACACCCCUUUAAGUAGUCAUUUUAUCUGCAAAGCCUGUUCUAUAGCCAGGGCACAUUUGCAUUUCUAGUGGCAGAUGAGACCAUGAAAAACACACCUCCUGCCUCCUGUGUGGGAAACAGAAGUCUUUAAGGAAAAGAGAUAAGAGAUAGUAAAAGUAAGUUUUCAUGACUUCUGGGAAAAAUGUAACGGACAGAAAGUCUUUAAAUGUAAAUUGACUUCAAUGAAAUUAGUUCUGUUUUCAAGUGUGUGCACUUCUUAAAUGUAAAAGUGCUGUAUCCAGCAGAUGUACAAUACGGAUGUAGUACAAUAGGUCAUAUACAGUAGGAUUAAGUCAUGGAUUCAUCAAAACAUCACAUUGUACACUUGCUUCUACUUGCUAAUAGAAUCCUUUACAUUACAGGAUGCAAAUAAGCUUGUAUCAGAAGCAAGCACAAAUUAAUAGACUGAAUUCUCUGAAGGAAAAUAAAACAUUGUAAAUACAAUGUAGUCAUCUACAGAUUUAUAUAUACACUAAAACGGUGUAUGUGAAGUGACAAACUGUAAUGUCCUCUUUUCAAUUCUGCUUUCUCCUGAACAGUGUGCAAGACAUUUUUGUUAAACUACCCUAAAUAUUUAGUACCAACCACUAACUUUUAAUUUACAGUUAUUGCAAUGUCUGUGGACAUGUUUCCAUUUUAAAAUGUAAGAUUUCAAAUAAAGCCCUGUAUUUCCCAUAGAUAUUUGCUCAUGUUGGUACGGUUACAUUCUAUGGCAAAGUCACAACUCUUUAAUGAGACCUUUGUUUCUCGCAGUGGAAAAUUUAACUGGUGUGAGACGAACCAGACAGGCACUGCACAAAUCUAAUCACCUGUUUGGGGUUACUGACAAGCUUCAAUGAGCUUGAAGAAGGCAGACAUCUAAACCUUUGAAGAUUCCUUCCAUUUCCAUCCUAUCAAACUGCUGAUCUGAGUACAAGUGGAGAUUGCUCCUUGAAGUUUUUUUAACAAUUCAGAAUGUCAGAACAAUCUUUAAUGCUCGAAAGUUGUCAUCUCAGCAGAGCAGAGGCAGCCAGAGAGUUAGUGCCCCAUGUGCAGUUCAUCCCUAGCCAGGAUCAGUUUGGCCAGAGAUGUGUCUCAUGUCUUCUGUGCCACACAAAACCAUUCAGCACACAGGCAGGAGAACAAAUCUGCGGAGCCAAAAUUUCCUAAGACCAAAUGGGUUAUCAAUGCCAAGCUCCAGAGAGUGAUGUCACCAUCACAGGCUCACGCUACGCGAGUCCAGAUACACUGGCACCGAGGCUGAGCUAAACCUUGUGCUGUGAAACAUCUGCUAAUAAGCUUCAUGGGGUGGACAGAAAGGCUGACGUCUUGUCUCUUGUUCAAAUACAGUAUGGGUCAUCUCAGUCCUGUAUACAAACCAUCUUUUUAUUCCUCCUAAAUUGGAAAGAAGCUAGCAGCAAAAAUAAAUUAGGGACCUCCCAACAACGCAGCAAAGUAGUGAAAGCAAAUCUUCAAUUAAUUAUAUUGAUCAUGUAAGACAUGAUAAAAAAAACAUUUUACAAUACUGUUUUUAAGUAUGCAUUUCUUAACAUGACAGCAACUUUACAAAUCACCCACACCACACCUACCAUGGGCUCUGCUGGGACAUAGCCAAGCUGAAUAAACAAAACUUUCUUUAAUGAUUUUCUUUUUUAGUGAUGCAUUUGGAAACAAUAUUCACUCUUUAUUAACAAUCAUAACACAUUUUAUGUCUUGUCAGAGAAGAAACAUCUUCACACAGAUCACUGUUGUUAAUCUAAUUGACUUCUGCACAUACUUGUACCUGAUUUAUUUGUUAUUGUGUUGACUGCAAUGAUUGUAUUGAGCCAAAUACAGAGAUUGUAUGUACUUGGUUACACUUGUACUUAUUUUAAAAAUUAAAUAUAAAACAUGAAUUAAAAAAUAAGCAGACCAUAGUUUUUUCAAAAAUGUUUGACUUCAUUUGAGAAAUGGAAUGAUCCUUCUGGUUUGGUCCAUGCAAACAUUUUUGCAGUGUAACCUAGAAUUAAGAAUGUAACCAAUAAAUGUGACUUUGAUAUUAUCCCUUAACUUUAAA